AUGUCGGAAAUUCUUGUUGAUAUCUUUCCUUUAGAAGUCAUAGACAAUAUCUUUCUUUUCUUGUCAGAGAAAGCAUUGACAACUUUCUACAAAGAAUUUAUUGAAACGUCAGUUUUAAGGUCAAUUGCAAUUUCCAGAAUUCGUAAAACAAUUAGUGUACAUUCUUUGGAGGAUUUAGUGGAAGCUGCAAAAGUGAAUGCCCCCAUUGGUACAAUGCAUUUGAAUUACGAAGAAGAAUACCUCCCAUUUCUUAAAGAGAAUCCCUCCUUUGUUGCGAGUAUUGCCGACGUCAAACUCGUGGUACGCUGUCACACAGGCUACACGGUACUUGAGGAGAUAUUGUUCCGGAGUAUCUCGCAAUUCACAGUCACAAAUGCAAGAUGUUUCGACCCUUCUCUAGUACUCCGUAACUUAAACCUGAUAGAGGUCUCCUGUGGCAAUGAUCUGAGAAAGUUGGACGGAUGGCCACCUACAUUGUCUCACUUGAAAAUCAGCUCUCACGGAAACUUGACUCUUAUUAACCUUCCAAAAAGCCUCAGAGAACUCAAUUGUGAGUUCCUGGAUUGGGCAAUGGACGUGUUCCCUCCCAAGCUAGUAAAACUAUCCUUUCAUUAUAUUAAAGGGUUUCCUUCGAAUCGAAUGGAAUUUCCGGAAACGCUUAAAGAGUUACUGAUUCGCAAUUGUUCAGUUCCUGAUAUCGAGAAGUUAGUGGCAAGACUUCCCUCAAGGUUGACGAAGUUACAUUUUGAACACCAAAUCGGUAGCAAGCUUUCGUCUUUGAAAUUUCCUGAUUCAAUUGAGGUUCUAAAUCUUUCCUUCUGUGAUAUUGAGAGCCUCGAAGGUUUUAAGUUCCCUUCGUCUCUCGUAAGUCUAAACCUAAACUUUAAUAGGAUCAGAAAGUUGCAAAAUUUGAAGUUUCCAGAAACGUUAAGGGUUCUAAGUUUGGGUAGUAAUACAAUUUGGACGUUAGACUUUUGUGAAUUCCCCAAUCUGCUUCGAGAAUUGUAUGCUGGUAGCAAUCAUUUUAUCAGCAUGGAUAGGGCUAAUUUUCCUGAAUUGGAAGUACUCGAUAUCUCAACCUCUUCCAGGCGGAACAUCAAGAGUAUCAGAAAUGUCAGAUUUCCUUCAACACUUAAAGUGCUCAAUGCCCUGGGACAUGCUAUCAAAGACUGUUGGCGAACUUCUUUUCCUGAAGGCUUGAAAGAAUUGAGGAUAACAGUCAAGGGAAGGCCACAGAGAAUGUCCUUUCCAUCGGAGUUGGAGAUUCUUGCUCUUACACUUCCUAAGUCUCGAAAGUCCAAGUUUGCUCACCUUGCACUUCCUGAAACCCUUCAAAAACUCGAAAUUACAAAUGGGAGAUGCAUUGAAUUCGACUGGAAGCUUCCCCACUUGCAGCAGUUGGUUUUAUACGAUUUCAAAGGUCAUCUUAAGGUACCUCCUACAGUUAGCAGGCUUGAAGUGAGUGUUAUGAGCGGGAAAUGGCUAAAGGGUUUAUCAAUUGCUCACAACUUGGAAAUGCUUGAUGUUAUUUGUGAGGAAGGAUACUUUAAUGAAAACAUAGAUGAUAUAAUUGAGAACCGAGUUUAA
Sungouiella intermedia is the source of this 1587-nucleotide messenger RNA. Lineage: Eukaryota; Fungi; Ascomycota; Pichiomycetes; Serinales; Metschnikowiaceae. The record is from the annotation of a GenBank genome assembly.